AUGCCCCGUCACGGGACUCUUUUGAUGCAUUUCCCUUCCCUGCGCUCCCUUAACCUGUCUAGCAAUGCCCUGCUGGUGCUGAGCCCAGCAGUCUUCUCGAACCUUGGGGCACUGCGUCUGCUGGACCUGAGCAGCUGCAGCAUCGCCUACCUCCACACGGACGCUUUCAAGGGCUUGGGAAACUUGCACACGCUGCUCCUAAGAAACAACAGUCUGCAAGAGCUUGAGGUCCCUUUCUUCCUGCCACUGAAGGCUCUUUUCCACCUGGACCUGCAGCACAAUGCGCUGGUCUCUCUGGACACUUCGAGCCUGCAGCUGCUGGAGGCAGUCCCACAAGUCCGACUGGAAGGGAACCCCUGGGUCUGCGACUGCACCGUGCACCCUCUGCAGCAGUGGCUACAGCGCAGGCAUGCUUGGCAGGUAACCUGCGCAUCACCCCCAGGACUGCGGGGCUGGGAAGUUGCAGCUCUGGAUUCCGAGGAGCUGGGCUGCCAGAUGAAGCAGCGGUUUCCUCGGGGGCUCAGCACGGUGCAGCAGAUCACAGUGACCCACAGCAACACCACCACACUGCCCGCUGGGAAGGGGGGAAGGAGCUGGACAUACCUGGUGGGCUUUCUGGUGGCAGCAGUUGGCAUCUCCAUCCUGAUCGCGCUCGCUGCCAAGUGCAAGCUCUUCCACAAGAACUUCGCCAGCUACCGCCACCGGCCACUGCCCGAAACCAGCUCCAUCGGAGGCAGCCCCAUGGAGGACAGCAGCAGUUGGGACAGGGGGUCCUCAGGCCGGGGGGCCAGCGAGAGCCACCCCAUGCCCGGUGCCACUGACCUGCAAGCUGAGGAUGAUGACGGCUUCAUUGAGGACAACUACAUCCAGCCAAGUGAGCAGCUGCCAGAGGAAGAGGAGCGGGAGCUGCACCUCUCCAUCUGA
Messenger RNA from Gavia stellata (red-throated loon), 924 nucleotides. It is a transcript of the gene C10H1orf210, whose product is annotated as chromosome 10 C1orf210 homolog. Gene Ontology annotation, molecular function: protein binding. The coding region runs from base 1 to 924 and encodes 307 amino acids. The transcript is spliced from 3 exons. Lineage: Eukaryota; Metazoa; Chordata; Aves; Gaviiformes; Gaviidae. The record is from RefSeq and is a predicted model, not a curated record.